Hibiscus syriacus is the source of this 4244-nucleotide messenger RNA. RefSeq names its product F-box protein At3g54460-like. NCBI's taxonomy places the organism in Eukaryota, Viridiplantae, Streptophyta, Magnoliopsida, Malvales, Malvaceae. The record is from RefSeq and is a predicted model, not a curated record. Bases 1 to 4029 code for a protein of 1342 amino acids. Gene Ontology annotation, molecular function: ATP binding; ATP-dependent chromatin remodeler activity; protein binding. The transcript is spliced from 9 exons.
AUGGACGAAACCCUAGCAGAUCACAAGCUCUGCGGUUACCUUCUUACGGUUCUAACGCUCCCCCCUCAAUCCAUUCCCUCCACGGCUCCCUUAUCCGCUCCCUGCCUCCUCACCACCGACGACGACAACGCCGUUUGCUUCCGGUGCCAAAACGGCCUGCUUUUCUCCCCAGUUCGAAACGCUUCCGUUUCGUAUCGCGACAAUGCGGGGAAUUCCAGGAGGAAAGGGAGGAAGAAGAUUGGGAUGGUUCAUGGGAGCAUCAGUGUGGUGAAUCAGAUUCAUGUGUUGGUUGCUCAUAAGUGCCUCAAGAUCCAGGCACGGCUUCUCAGAGUGGAGGACGGCUGGGAGGAGGUUAGGGCGGUGGUUCUCGUGGAUGUUUAUUUGCCAGUUGAGUUGUGGGCCGGUUGGCAGUUUCCCCGUUCCGGUUCCGUUGCCGGUUCAUUGUUUAGGCAUUUGAGCUGUGAUUGGAAGGAGAGAAAUUUGAUGCUCACUAAUGGUACAGAGAUCGGUCAAGAUGCUCUUGGAAAUGCAAGGAGCAUCUGGAAUGUUUUUGAUUGUCAUGUUCUAGGAUGCAAGUUGCAUUGUAAUGAUAUUGACCCUUUGAAGAAAAGGCUAUUUGAGCUUCAUGACAUUUUCAAGAGCUUGCCUAGUGUAACAAAUAAGGGAAUGACUCAUUCUUCUAGAAUACAACCAGCUGAUGAUAGUCAAAAUUCUGGCCUUUGGGACAUAACUGAUGAUAUUCUGAUGAAUAUUCUAGCUGCACUUGGUCCGAGGGAUCUUACCAGGAUAGCAGCGACUUGUCAACAUCUAAGGUCUUUGACUGCAUUGAUAAUGCCAUGCAUGAAACUUAGACUUUUCCCUCAUCAGCAGUCAGCUGUUGAAUGGAUGUUAAAACGUGAGCGAAAUGCUGAGGUUUUGCUUCAUCCUUUGUACAUGGAAUUUUCAACAGAAGAUGGGUUUUCUUUCUAUGUUAAUAGUGUUACUGGCAGUAUAGUUACUGGCACAGCUCCCACUAUUAGAGAUUUUCAUGGAGGAAUGUUCUGUGAUGAACCUGGCCUGGGAAAGACUAUAACUACCCUAUCACUAAUUCUGAAAACACAAGGAACAAUGGCUGAUCCACCGGAGGGUGUUCAGAUAAUUUGGUGCACACACAAUGGUAAUGAUAAAUGUGGUUAUUAUGAGCUUAUUGGUGAUAAAUUUACCAGAAGUAUGUCUUUGGGGAAGAGGACUACAAGUCCGAAUGCUCUCAGGGGGCUAUCAUCUUUAGGGGAGUCUUGUCUCAUGGAGGACAUAAACCACCCUUUACCUAAAAGGGCCAAGCUGAUGAAUCCAGGUGAGAGAAGUGCAGAAUUUGACGAUUCUUGUUCUGGUAGAAGAACAAAAUCACCAUCGACUCAAGUCUCUGAGCCAGUAACUUGGGCACUUCGAUCCUCAAGAAAUUUGAGGCACAUCAGGAAAAAUCUUCUGUAUUCAUAUGGUGGGCUGUCUGGUUCUUGUAACAGAAAAACAGUUGAGAAGAACACAUCAAAAAGGAAUGGAUCAAGACACAUUUGCAGGGAAAAGCAAGUUGAUUUAUCCUUUGGAGUUUCAGAUGGUUGCAAGAGACCUGGGAAGGGCACUGCUGAUAGUGCUAUGUGUACUGAAACUUGGGUUCAGUGUGAUGCCUGUCACAAGUGGAGGAAACUUGUAGGCUCAAGUUUAACUAAUGCUAAGGUAGCAUGGUUUUGUAGCAUGAACACUGACCUUGCACGUCAGAACUGUACUGAUCCUGAAGAAGCAUGGGAUGCUCAUGGUUCUAUAACAUACCUACCAGGAUUUUUCACCAAAGGAACAGCUGGAGGAAAGGAGGAGAAUGUAUCCUUUUUCAUCAGUGUUCUUAAGGAGCACUAUGCUGUGAUAAAUUUGAAAACAAAGAAAGCCAUACUUUGGCUAUCUAAGCUUUCUCCAGAUAGGCUUUCUGAAAUGGAGACAGUUGGUUUGUCAAGUCCAAUAUUGGGCAGUGGUGUUGCAGGAGAUGCACUUGGGUUCCAUAAGAUGUUUCAAGCAUUUGGUCUUAUAAAGAGGGUAGAAAAGGGAAUUAGCAGGUGGUAUUAUCCAAAGACUCUUGAGAACUUGGCAUUUGAUGUGGCUGCACUCAGACUUGCUCUAUGUGAGCCAUUAGACUCUGUCAGGUUAUAUUUGUCAAGAGCAACAUUAGUUGUUGUUCCAGCAAAUCUAGUUGAUCAUUGGAAAACACAAAUCCAGAAACAUGUAAGGCCAGGUCAGUUACAGCUUUAUGUCUGGACUGAUCAUAGAAAGCCUCCUGUUCACAAUCUGGCUUGGGACUACGAUAUUGUUAUCACUACAUUUCACCGUUUAAGUGCAGAGUGGGGCCCCUGUAAGAGAAGUGCACUGAUGCAAGUGCAUUGGCUUAGGGUCAUCUUAGAUGAAGGGCACACCCUUGGCUCAAGUCUUAAUUUAACCAACAAAUUGCAAAUGGCUAUUUCAUUGACUUCUUGUAGUCGUUGGUUACUGACAGGAACACCCACUCCUAACACACCCAAUAGUCAACUGUCUCAUCUCCAACCAUUACUCAAGUUCCUUCAUGAAGAAGCUUAUGGUCAGAACCGAAAGUCAUGGGAAGCUGGCAUUCUUAGACCAUUUGAAGCCAAAAUGGAAGAGGGUCGAUCACGUUUAUUGCAGCUGCUCCAUAGAUGCAUGAUUAGUGCAAGAAAGAUAGAUUUGCAGAAUAUUCCUCCAUGCAUUAAGAAGGUGACAUUUGUCAAUUUCACUGAUGAACAUGCAAGAAGUUAUAAUGAAUUGGUGGUUACAGUGAGGCGAAAUAUUCUAAUGGCCGACUGGAAUGACCCUUCUCAUGUUGAAAGUUUAUUAAAUCCAAAGCAGUGGAAGUUUCGGAGCACAACAAUUAGAAAUGUCAGGCUAUCUUGUUGUGUGGCUGGGCAUAUAAAAGUAACAGAAGCUGGUGAAGAUAUUCAAGAAACAAUGGACAUUUUAGUUGAAAAUGGUCUGGAUCCUCUUUCAGAAGAAUAUGCUUUAAUUAAAUAUAACCUCCUUUAUGGUGGUAAUUGUCAGAGAUGCAAUGAAUGGUGCCGUCUACCAAUUGUUACCCCAUGUAGGCAUCUUUUGUGCCUUGAUUGUGUUGGUUUAGAUAGUGAAAUGUGUACGUUAUCUGGCUGUGGUCACUUAUAUGAGAUGCAGACUCCUGAAACAUUAGCACGCCCGGAAAAUCCAAAUCCCAAGUGGCCUGUCCCAAAAGAUCUUAUUGAGUUACAACCUUCAUAUAAACAGGAUGAUUGGAAUCCUGAUUGGCAAUCAACCUCUAGUAGUAAAGUUGCUUAUCUUGUGGAGAGGCUGAAAGCAUUGCAGGAGGUUAAUAAAGAGGUCAAUUCCUCUGUGGAUGAAGAUGAUGAGGGAAAGAACAUUGAUAAGUUACUUUGGCCUUCACAGAGGAUUGCUAUGGAUGUGCCUUUGCUGCUGAAUUUCUCUAGACCGGGCAAUGAGUCAUACAAGAUGCUUCCGGAGAAAGUUCUAAUAUUUUCUCAAUUUCUUGAGCAUAUACAUGUUAUUGAGCAGCAGCUGAAUUGUGCUGAUAUCAAGUUUGUUGGAAUGUAUAGUCCAAUGCAUUCUAGCAACAAGAUGAAGUCACUGACCACAUUCCAGUAUGAUGAUAGUUGCAUGGCUCUCUUGAUGGAUGGGAGUGCUGCAUUGGGGCUUGAUUUGAGUUUUGUUACUCAUGUAUUUUUAAUGGAGCCUAUUUGGGACAGAAGCAUGGAGGAACAAGUCAUUAGCCGUGCCCAUCGGAUGGGUGCUAUUCGUCCAAUUCAUGUGGAGACUUUAGCCAUGCGUGGUACAAUUGAAGAACAAAUGAUGGAAUUCUUACAGGAUGUUGAUGCAUGUAGGGAGAUUUUGAAAGAAGAGUCCCAGAGACUUGGUCAUGAGGGUUCACGCCCUUGUCGGACACUACAUGAUUUUGCUGAGAGUAAUUAUUUGGCUCGACUUAGCUUUGUGCAUAGAAAUUCAGUAUCCUGAGGACUGACAUUGUCUAAGGGUAGGAGAUGCAUGAUUUGGAGCACCAUCUUCAGUUCAACGCCAUGAUGAUGUUUGCUGUUACAGUUCUGCAAAUAUGAUACCUUUGGCCAAUCAUGGUUAAGUUAACCCAACUGAAUUGUUGUAGAGAUAUACCUUUCUUCCUGGUAUAUGGUGUUUGCAGACAGAAAUAGGAUAAUUUGUUCAACAUGUAGUAU